CGUAGGUAUCAUAAUUCAUAAUGUCUGAGACCUGCAUAGUGCAUAAUGAUUAAUGAUAAUAAAUAAUGAUAGACGAUAGACGAUGGUUUAGAUUUCAGAAUUCAAAUAGUUAUAGCCGUUGCCGGUCAGAUAAUUGGAUGAUAUGAAUCAUGAAAACUAAAUCAUUAGUCAUUUAAUGUUUUAUCCUAAUAAUUUCAUAGUUAAGUUGUGUUUUAAUUAAUUAUUAUUCCAUCUUACCUAGUAUUCUUAAGUUUGUACAAAUUUAUAAUUAAAAUUUCAUCAAAAUUCAAAAUGUACACUAAUCAGUAUUCACAAUACAAUCAACAAUAUCAGCAUUAUCCAUCUAAUUAUUAUCAGAUGUACAAUUAUAACCAACAGCCUGCUUACAACGCUCCAUCACCAACACAAAUAGCUGCAACAUUUAUGAGCUCAAAUGUACCAAUCCAACAGUCCCAAGCAUCAACUUCUGGGCAAAAUGUUUCAAGUAUUUGGAUGGGAAGCUUAGAACCUUAUAUGACCGAGAGUUUCAUCACAGAUGCAUUUAAAAAAAUGGGAGAAUAUCCAAAGAAUGUUAAGUUAAUGCACAAUAAAAAUACUGGAAAAACUGCCGGCUAUGCAUUUGUUGACUUCUAUGAUCCAGUAUCUGUUAUGCAUAAACUCAAUGGAAAAUAUAUACCUGAUACUAAUCCACCUGUUAGGUUUAAACUCAAUCAUGCUGGAAAUCCUGGAAAAAUUACUUUAAGUGACAGAGGUUUUUCUGUAUGGUUAGGUGAACUUAGCUCAGAAGUAGAUGACUAUCAGUUAUACAAAGCGUUCGCUUGUCGGUAUCAAUCUAUAUGUACAGCUAAAGUGGUCUUAGACAGUGCUGGUUAUAGUAAAGGAUAUGGUUUUAUUCGUUUCAGCAAUGAAGAAGAACAAAAACAUUGUCUUAAUAAUAUGAAUGGUUUUCCUGGCCUUGGAUCUAAACCAAUAAAGGUUAGCAAUGUCAUACCAAAAUCAGAGCGUCAUAUUGUUGUUGCUUCAAAUGAUUUUCAAGGAUACAAAGCUAGUCAUGAAUAUGAACAGUAUUUUGAAACCAAUUAUUGGCAUCAAUAUUCUAUGUGGAAUCAACCUCAAAGUCGGAAAUGUGUUCUUAAACCAGAAUCAACUAUUCAAACUUCAGUUGUUAAAACUAAUGGAAAUUUAAUUUUAGUUGAUUACAAGAAGUCAAUUGACAUAGAUGCAUUAAACAAAGAUCAGGUCUCACAAGAUUACAAUUUAUGGGAUGCACUUGAAAGUUCUAAAUGGUUACCACUUGACUCUAUAGAAGUUAUUUAAGUAUUCAUAAUAAAUCAAAUAUUUAAAUACUUUUUACAAAGUUUUUCUUUAAGUUGGCAUUUUUUGUUU
Messenger RNA from Melanaphis sacchari, 1386 nucleotides. Its product is annotated as tRNA selenocysteine 1-associated protein 1-like. Bases 292 to 1317 code for a protein of 341 amino acids. The transcript has 6 exons. Lineage: Eukaryota; Metazoa; Arthropoda; Insecta; Hemiptera; Aphididae. The record is from RefSeq and is a predicted model, not a curated record. Gene Ontology annotation, molecular function: RNA binding.